Plenodomus lingam JN3 is the source of this 510-nucleotide messenger RNA. RefSeq lists its product as uncharacterized. The record is from RefSeq and is a predicted model, not a curated record. NCBI's taxonomy places the organism in Eukaryota, Fungi, Ascomycota, Dothideomycetes, Pleosporales, Leptosphaeriaceae.
AUGGGGAUGGGGGUUGUGUGGGUGAGAGUUUGUGCGGCGGCACUGGCGGUGUUGUCGGAGGUUAUUGUGCGGGUGGGACGGGAGAAGGAUGGGGGAAAUCUGGUCGGCCGCGUAUUUGAGGAUGUGUUGGAGCAAGAGGGUAAUAGGGAAAAAGCCAUUUGGCAGCCUGCAAAGUGGUACAAUGGAUCCAUCACCUCUCCCUCCUCUGACGGUUUAGCACUGUUCACGCAGCCCUGGACGGCGACGCAUCUCGAGCUGCUUGUAUGGCUGGAAGAUUCCCUUGAAGUUCUCCAACAGGAGGCUUUGAAGCCCAAGAAGCCGUAUCCGGAGGACAAGGCGAUUCGUGUGUUUUGGCGCAGUGUUGGGGAGGCGAGGAGGGUGUUGCAGGAGACCGAGGAUCGGGGGCAUACGGUGGAGAGGGGGGAGUGGAGCGAUUUGGUGAGGGAGAUAAGGGAGUUGGUGGAGCUGCGGGCGUGGGAGACUGAGGUUAUUGAUGCUAGGGGGUGUUGA